Lontra canadensis (Northern American river otter) is the source of this 1398-nucleotide messenger RNA. It is a transcript of the gene ATP6V1D, whose product is annotated as ATPase H+ transporting V1 subunit D. Gene Ontology annotation, cellular component: proton-transporting V-type ATPase complex. The transcript has 9 exons. Bases 117 to 860 code for a protein of 247 amino acids. Gene Ontology annotation, molecular function: proton-transporting ATPase activity, rotational mechanism. The record is from RefSeq and is a predicted model, not a curated record. NCBI's taxonomy places the organism in Eukaryota, Metazoa, Chordata, Mammalia, Carnivora, Mustelidae.
CGCGAGGAGGUCAGGUGAUACAACCAGCUGACUCCCAUAGAGGAAGACCCUGUGGCUGAGACUCUUGCAGCCACGGUUGCCCGGCCGGGGAUUCGAGCCUUACUAUCAUCGUCAGAAUGUCGGGCAAAGACCGAAUUGAAAUCUUUCCCUCGCGCAUGGCACAGACCAUCAUGAAGGCUCGAUUAAAAGGAGCACAGACAGGUCGAAACCUCCUGAAGAAAAAAUCUGAUGCCUUAACUCUUCGAUUUCGACAGAUCCUAAAGAAGAUAAUAGAGACUAAAAUGUUGAUGGGUGAAGUGAUGAGAGAAGCUGCCUUCUCACUUGCUGAGGCCAAGUUCACAGCAGGGGACUUCAGUACCACAGUUAUCCAGAAUGUUAAUAAAGCCCAAGUGAAGAUCCGAGCUAAGAAAGAUAACGUAGCAGGUGUUACUUUGCCAGUAUUUGAACAUUACCACGAAGGAACUGAUAGUUAUGAGCUGACUGGUUUAGCCAGAGGUGGGGAACAGUUGGCUAAAUUAAAGAGGAAUUAUGCCAAAGCAGUGGAAUUACUGGUGGAACUAGCUUCGCUACAGACUUCCUUUGUUACUUUGGAUGAAGCCAUUAAGAUCACCAACAGGCGGGUAAAUGCCAUUGAACAUGUCAUCAUUCCCCGGAUUGAACGUACCCUUGCUUAUAUCAUCACAGAGCUGGAUGAGAGAGAGCGAGAAGAGUUCUAUAGGUUAAAGAAAAUACAGGAGAAGAAAAAGAUUCUCAAGGAAAAAUCGGAGAAAGACUUGGAGCAACGGAGGGCAGCUGGUGAGGUGAUGGAGCCUGCUAAUCUUUUGGCUGAAGAGAAGGAUGAGGAUCUUCUGUUUGAAUAAUCUUUCUUGCUCUGGUUCUUUCAUAAGCCCUAACAUGGCACCAUCUUAAAUCACGAUGUGUAGGUUUGGUAUGUGUGGCUAUUUAUUUUUUGGCCUAAGAAUUCACUGGUGGUUAAAUUUUCCUGGAUGCUGGUUUUGGGGCUACCUUUGCAAAAUCCUAAUCAGCAACCAUUUAUCACUUGAGAUUUGUAGACCCUGCCCAGGAACCUGUAGAAUUUAUUUGGCAGAAGCAGUACCCUGUUCCAUGUACAUCUGUUCAAGUGAUCUGCUUACCAAGCGUAUUAGGAAAUUUCCCUUAGGAAAUAGUGGCCUCGGGCCAGCUGUUGCUGUAGCAGCCCGCUUCCUUCCUGCUCCGACACUGUGGCACUGUUGUCUGAGAGUGCUGCCGCCGCCCUGUGUAACCCUGGUACUUCCUCUCAAGCUUUAUGAAACCUUCACUAUUUUUCCUUGCAUGACAGGUCUCUGUCCUGUCUGUCAUGGGAGUUCUGCCAAUUUUAAUGUGAUUAUGGUAUAAACAGUAAAAUGAUAUAAAAAUGAA